This is a messenger RNA of Cottoperca gobio, 1020 nucleotides long. Its product is annotated as UDP-glucuronosyltransferase 1-2-like. The coding region runs from base 1 to 1020 and encodes 339 amino acids. The record is from RefSeq and is a predicted model, not a curated record. NCBI's taxonomy places the organism in Eukaryota, Metazoa, Chordata, Actinopteri, Perciformes, Bovichtidae. The transcript is spliced from 3 exons. Gene Ontology annotation, molecular function: UDP-glycosyltransferase activity.
AUGCCAUUGCAUCAUGUGUGUGGAAUAUUUGUAUUUAUCAGUGUAUGUCUGAUUUCCUUCACACCACCUUGUGAUGGAGGAAACAUUCUGGUGUUCCCUGUGGACGGCAGCCACUGGAUCAAUAUGAAGAUCCUGCUGGAAGAACUUCAUGCCAGGGGACACAGCAUCAGUGUGAUGAGGGCCUCCACCAGCUGGUACAUCCCAGAAAAGUCUCCUCUCUACACAUCCAUUACCAUUGAAGUCAAUGAAGGUAUUGAGAACUUCUUUGAUGUGUACCUAAAGGAGAAUAUGCGGGCGCAGAGAGAGGGGGCUUCAGCACUUACUUUCUUUAAACUCACCAAGGAUUUCCUUUCUAUGAUUGCUAAAGCUCAUUUAAUCUGGGUUGAUACCCUCCCUCAAAUCUUUGAUGAUGAAAAUAUGGUCAAAAGCUUAAUGGAUGCCAAAUUUGAUCUUGUUCUCACUGACCCAGCUAUAGCAGCAGGGGUCAUACUAGCCAAGUAUCUCAAACUGCCCUUGGUGCUCAAUGUUCGCUGGAUCACCAGCGGAGAAGGCCACUUUGCUAUAGCCCCCUCACCAACGUCUUAUAUCCCAGUGCCAGGAUCAGGUUUAACGAACAAAAUGAAUUUCAUCCAGAGGGUCAAGAACAUGCUUUUCUACGGCAUUAUAGUGUUCCAGCAGAAAUUCAUGGUGGGGCCAUACUAUGAUGCCAUGUGUGAGAAAUACAUCGAGGGUGGAUGUGACAUCAUCUCGCUUCUUCAGGAAGCAGACAUUUGGCUGUUCAGGUCAGAUUUUGUCUUUGAAUUCCCUCGGCCCACAAUGCCAAAUGUCAUCUACAUAGGAGGGUUUCAGUGCAAACCAGCCCAACCACUGCCAGCAGACCUGGAGGAGUUUGUUCAGAGUGCUGGGGAGCACGGAUUCAUAAUUAUGACUCUGGGAACUUUGGUGAAUGCUUUGCCCAAAGAGGUGCAGAGGGAAAAAGAGAGAGAGCCUGAUUACCUCAUCCCCAAAGGAGCUGAUUAA